ACGACAUCAGAGUGACCUCCCUUUGCUAUUGCGUACCACAUGGGCGUGACCUCGCUGCCUUUCGACAAAUAAACAAAGCCGGGACCAGUGAUGGUGUGUCACCGCCGGGUCAAGUUCAAGAUCGGCGGGGUUCGCUAGGCAUCCACUUCCCCCGUCGCUGUUCGGGAUACUCGGUGGCAUGCAGAGAAGAACAAGAUGACAGAGAAGCCUCCUUCCACACGUGAGCCAUCUCUGUCAAGCUCUGGUCCUCCUCUGUCAAGCUCUGGUCCUCCUCUGUCCAGUUCUGUGCCAUGGGCAGGCUCUUCGUCUGCCCUAUCCAUGACAUCAUCCUCUGCAUACCUGAAUGCCUCAGCCCCCAGACUGGAAGAUGUGUUGCCCCCCUACCCAGGGGAGUCCCCCUCUCCUCCAGGGCUUGAGUCAGCCUUCGUUCAUGCCUCAGCACCGGAUCUGACAAUUCUGGAAUCACAAGAACCCCUCCAGCAAAGUGCAACCCCCCUUCCAGUGAGGCAUGGACCUGGUCUCUACCCAGAGUGUAUUCCUGCCCCCGUCCAGCCCCACGUGCCAACCACUAGUCCACCACCUGUGUCAAACUACCCUCACCCACCUUCAGAGGCAGUGUCCCCAUCCCAGGGACAGGCGCCCCCACAGCAAGGACAUGUUCUUCCACCGUCCCCAACCCACAAAACUGUGCCGUCAUCAAACGUCCACCUCCUUCCACCUGGGUCAGCCUUUGCUAAUGCCACAGCCCCCGUCCGCUCUGGGUCAUCUUCCCCAGCUCCCAUCCCCGACUUUACUGCCAACAGUGUGACACUGGAUCCUGCUCUUAAUUUACUCAUGGCUGCCAAGUAUCAAAUUGACUUUCUCAAUGCUGUUGCAAAGAAAACAGAUCUUAAUCAAUCAGGUCCUGUUUUGGAUUAUGCAAUUCAAAGAUAUGAGAAGUAUUGGCUGCCUUUGUGUGCCAAGCAUUCAGACAAAAUUCUCUCUGCACCUAUAGACAUUGAGUGGGUGUGGCACUGUCACUUACUCUGCCCAUUGAAGUAUAAGCUGGACUGUCUCCAAGCAGUCGGCAUGGUUAUUGACCAUCAUCUGUUGUCCCGGAGUGACCGAGAAGAUGCUGUGGACCUGGCCCAGACUGUGUGGGAGGAUGAAUACCCACACAUCCCUUUUCGUGUUCGUCGAGCAGACCAUGUUAAUGUUGAGCCGCAUUUUAAGUCCCAGUUUACAUACGACAUUGCUGCAGCUGCCCUCCGACAGACAGUGUUUUAUUAUCAGGUGUCCCUGCCUCACUACCAGGAUGAGAAGUUCCUCAAGAACUGUGUGACGAGAUACAAGCAGUUUCUGUAUGCGAAAAAACAUCAUGCGAGAAUGUUCCUGGUGCCCUGCUACGACAUGGACCUCAUAUGGCACACACAUCAACUUCAUCCAGUUAUCUAUGCCAGAGAUACGCUCAAUCUGAUUGGUCAAAUCUUUGACCACGACGACUCUGUGAAUGACAGGAGCCCAGGAUCAAAACUUAACAAAUGUGAUGCUCGGACAAGAGUGAUUUGGAAAAGAAUUUUCCACCAGAACUUUGCCUUAACCGGAGCCAUGUUCCGUGGAGAGCCACCUCACAAGAAACUGCACAGUCUAUCUAAGGAUGAUGUCAACAUGAUUGCUACAAAGAAGACUGACAUUCUCUUGGAGAAGGUUGCCAUGGAUGGUUACAUGUCAGACGGGAAAAAACUAAAACUUCAUCUUUGGUAUCGAACAGGUUAUCAAAAUUUUGGCUUCGGUCUAAGUGUUGAGGACACAAUAACUGUUCUGCGUGGUUUCAGGACGAAGUUCGAAAGAGGAUACAAGGUGAUGAAGAAUUUUUCUUUUGACACAAAAUUUAAUCAUAAAAUCUGUGCAGAUCUGUGUCAAAAGGAAGGGGCAUUCUGCUUCAGUGGGAAGAAGGACCUUGGGAGGGGUUGGUUUGAUCUGAAGAAAGUGGUUCAGGAUCUAGAUUCAAAGGGUCUUACAACAGACCUGAAGAUCAACAUUGGAAGCGAGGCAACAGCCCAGUGUAGUUUGAGUAUCCCGUCACCGACGCGGGGAGUGUCCGUGUUCAAAUUGGACGUUGGGCAGUAUGAGACCUGUAUCAUGCCAGAGAACGUGCAACAAAUUUGGGGACCAAUACCGUUGUCUCGGUUACCAAGAGGAGUACCAAAUACCUGUUCUGUGGCAUCUCACAAAUUACGCAACCACAUGAAGAAGGUUGAGUUCACCUGUCGCAUCGUGCACAGUCUCCCUUUGCUCAUGUCUGCUGUUCAGAUCUACUACCAUGACAAGAUGGCUGCUGUGGCUCACCUCGUGGGGCCGGACCAGAUUCCCAGACCGGAACAAGUGUCGAACACUUCAAGGUGUGUGACUCUUGACCCCCGCAAGGGUGAGAGAGCAGUCCUCAUCAAGACUCACAAUGGUGACUGGGGUGUUGUCCGUGGACAAUGGCUUGGUGUUCGUAGAGGAAUACCAGGGGUCAAAGCCACAAGCACCCGGAAAGGAAAGCGUGGGAUUCCUGGCAGCCCUGGGUACCUCGACAUCAGCUUCUUCAAGAUGGCCACCCGCAAGUGGCAACGCGUCUCCCUGGAAAAAGCAUUUGAAUCAUCAUCUUUCAAAUUCACCAUUGAGUCUUCUCGUGUUGAACUUGACCGAGGGAUGAUCGAGAUUACUGCAGAUGAUGACAACAUUGUAGAGAACCUUGCCCUCUCCUUCAGUGUGUCUCUGCUGCAUGUUCUGUGUCAGCCCCGCCCCCGGGGGUGGGAACCGGGACACACGCUGGAUCCAGAUGACAAGAGAGGAACUAAAGCUAUCAGGUCCAUCCCAUCAGAGAAUCUAGCCUUGGUGCUUGCUUGUGGGUUCCUUGCUGCCACUCCAUGCAAUUUCUUCAUCCGGUCCCGUCAGAGAGAUCCGGAGAGUGUGAAGGGGUGGACAACAGGGGAGGGGAAGCCCAUUGAGGAGCAUUAUGGGGAGAGCAUGUGGGGGGGGACAGUCCAGGAAGAGGGGGGAGCUCGGGAGGAGCUUGCUGCAGCUGUGUGGGGUGGGGAUAUGGGUAAUGGGGAUGUUGAGGACAGGCAUGAAGACCAUGAGGCUCCAGAGGAGCCUGUCAAGGAGCCCAGCAGUUCUGAAUCUGAUGCUGAGAGUGAAAAGAGUGAAGAAGACAAUGAGGAAGAAAAGGAUGAUAAUACUGAUGAUAACCAUCUCACAGACGAAAGAGAAAAUGAGGAGGAUCCUGAAAUUGAAGACAUUGCUGAGUUUGACAAUGGUACUUUGGAGGGUAAUGAGUGUCCUGAGGAUGCACCUGAGGAGUUUGAGGGGGUACUUGAUGACAAUGAGGAAGAUGAUGAAGAAGGUGAUGAAGCCCUCAAUGGUGAAGGCAAUGGCCUGAAUGAUGACAGUGAUCGGCUUGAUGGUGACAGCAGGCUAGGAGAGGUUGAUAAUGGGUUUGAUGAUGAUGCUAACUCUGAGACAGGACUGCUUGCUGCUGAAGACCAGGAUCUUGGGGAUGACCAGGAUCUCGGGGAUGACCAGAAUUUUGGGGAUGACCAGGAUGAUGCCAUUGAUGAUCAAGGUCUAGGAGGAUAUGAAGAUCUUGACAAUGAUCAGAAUGACGACUUUGGUUAUGCUGAGUUAGAAAAUGAAACAUUUGGUGGAGAAAAUGAUGAAAAUUUUGGUGAAAAUGAGCAAGGAUUUGGAGAUUUUGGUCUUUGUGGAAGUAAUGAUGAUGUUGGACAUCUAGAUGAUGGGGGUGACUUUGGUGGCACAGAUGACCCUUAUGCUUUGGGCAUCUUGGACGAUGAUGCAGGAGACAUGCAGGGAUUUGGGAUUACAGAUACAGAGGGAUUCACAGCACAUGAUGAUGAGACAGAGAUGCUAGGUCUGGGAUAUUCAGACGCACAGGAGGAUUAUGACUUCGGUGGGGUGGGAGAUGAUGGAUUUGGGGAUGGGGGAACCUUUGGAGGUGCAGACGACUAUUUCUCUAUGGGUGUGUAUGAUGAUACAGCGUGUGAUGACUGGACCCUUGGUGGGGGUGAUGGUGGAGCUACCGGAGAUGCUGAUGGCGGAGGGUGUGGAGGUUGUGGAGGAGGUUGGAAUGGUGGUGGAGUGGGAGAUGGAGGGGGAGAUGGAGGUGCAUUCAGCGGGGGUGGGGAAGGGGGGUUCAGUGGUGAUGGUGGAGGAGGUUUCAGUGGAGACCUGGGUGGGGGAUUCUUUGGAGAUAAUGGAGGUGGGGGAGGCGGGUUUGCUGAUGGGGGAGGUGGCAGUGGAGAUGGUGGGGGCGAUGGUGGGGGUGAUGGUGGGGGAGGAGGUUGUGGUGGGGGAUGUGGAGGGGGAUGUGGAGGUUGA
Molecule: messenger RNA, 4362 nt
Organism: Haliotis rufescens (red abalone)
Lineage: Eukaryota; Metazoa; Mollusca; Gastropoda; Lepetellida; Haliotidae
Exons: 5
Coding region: 196-4362 (1388 amino acids)
Source: RefSeq, a predicted model, not a curated record